AUGGGCUCCGUGCUGCCCGCCGACGCUCUGGCUCUCAAGUCUGGAUUUAAGUGCCCGAGCCGCUCGCUGUCGGACGUGAUCACCUCAGACAUCCUGCACAGUUUCCUGUACGGCAGGUGGAGGAACGUGCUGGGCGAACACCUGGCGGAGGAGCGGCAGAGCGGCGGCGGCGGCGUUGCGGAGGUGCAGAAGCUGUCCAGCCUGGUGCUGCCCAGCGAGGUGAUCAUCGCCCAGAGCUCGAUCCCAGGGGAGGGCCUGGGCAUCUUCUCCAAGACCUGGAUCAAAGCCGGAACCGAGAUGGGCCCUUUCACGGGGAGAGUCCUGUCCCCUGAACACGUGGACCUGCUCAAGAAUAACAACCUCAUGUGGGAGGUGUUCAAUGAGGACGGCACCGUGCGUUAUUUCAUCGACGCCAGUCAGGAGGAUCAGCGCAGCUGGAUGACCUACAUAAAGUGCGCCCGGAACGAGCAGGAGCAAAAUCUGGAAGUUGUUCAGAUCGGCAGCAGCAUCUUCUACAAGGCUGUGGAGACCAUCCCACCGGACCAGGAGCUUCUCGUCUGGUAUGGAAACACACACAACACAUUCCUGGGAAUCCCUGGAGUUCCUGGAACAGAUGAAGAGCACCAGAAGAAAAGCAGGAAUGAUGACUCCCACUCGUGUGAAGGCCAUUCCUCGUGCUCCCCUUCCUCCUCCUCCUCGUCCUCCUCCUCCGCCACCACCGCCGGGCGCAUGCGCUGCGUCAUCUGCCACCGCGGCUUCAACUCCCGCAGCAACCUGCGCUCCCACAUGCGCAUCCACACCUUGGACAAGCCCUUCGUGUGCCGCUUCUGCAACCGCCGCUUCAGCCAGUCGUCCACGCUCCGCAACCACGUCCGCCUGCACACCGGCGAGCGGCCCUACAAGUGCCACGUCUGUCAGAGCGCCUACUCCCAGCUGGCGGGCCUUCGGGCUCACCAGAAGAGCGCGCGGCACAAACCGGUGGUGCCGGGCGCCGACGUGCCCUCCCAGGUGUCCCCGCCUCCCCCACAGCUCACGGCCAUGCCUCACCAGCACCAGAUGCCCCUGGUGCACCACAUCCCCACGAUGGUGCUAUGAUGACAGAAACGCGGAGGGACAGUCACGCAGAACAACGUUGCACUUUAGAUUAGAGCUGUAGUGGAGAAGUAAAGGGAGCUCCUGAUGAGACAGGCCAAGCAUCCAACAAAGACAUUUCCAUUUUUUAAAUUUGCCUUAUUUGUAUUGCUUGUUUCUUUGGCUAUCAUGUGAUCAAAAUUCCAGCAGAAGGAUGUUUUAAUGUUUGUAAUUUUGGAAGUAUACUGAAAUAUACUGAAAAAAAACCCACCUAUAUCGUGCUUCUCUGUGUAAACUUCAGAACUGAACAUGAGUCAGAUAUCACCACAUUGUGAGACAAGACAGAUCCUUUCUACAUUUUUGCAUCAUGUUUAUUUUGCAUCACAUCCUCACCAGCUCAGGUGAAAAGUACCUCCAGUCAGAGACUUGUACAGUCAGUAGAAACUAGGGGAUGUGGCCGCCAGUGUACGUCGUUUCAGCUGCAUUGUUCCACACUGUAAACUGAAAUUGUCACUUUAACCUUGUACAGCCUGUAUACUUUGGAGAACCGUGUAAUUGUAAAAUUGUAAUGUAUGCUACUGUACAUGUGAAUGUAAAUACAUUUGUGCUUUCUUCUAUUCUAAAUAAAUGAUAUGA
Xiphias gladius (swordfish) is the source of this 1707-nucleotide messenger RNA. Its product is annotated as PR domain zinc finger protein 12-like. Gene Ontology annotation, molecular function: histone methyltransferase binding. The record is from RefSeq and is a predicted model, not a curated record. The coding region runs from base 1 to 1095 and encodes 364 amino acids. Gene Ontology annotation, cellular component: nucleus. NCBI's taxonomy places the organism in Eukaryota, Metazoa, Chordata, Actinopteri, Istiophoriformes, Xiphiidae. Gene Ontology annotation, biological process: neurogenesis. The transcript has 5 exons.